UCACAUGACGCAGCCCAUCAUGGCGGCGGGAGCGCGGCUGCCUGGGCCCGCCGCUCCGCAGGGUGGCUGCUGUUGCUGCUGUUGAGGGGCGGCAGCGGCGCAGACGGGCGGGAAGGAUGAUGAUGCUUCUGCGGCCAGAGCGGCGGAUGCAGACCGGGAACGAGGUUGACGUUUGGCCGAAGAGACGUGUGUCCCGAAGUAGCCGGCGCCGGUGUCGCUGAGGCAGCGCGGAGGACUGACUGACUGAUUGACUGAAGGCGGCGACCCGAGAGCCGGCCCCGGGGGACCGCGCGGUGGACGAGAUGCCGGGGCCGCCGGCGUCCUCGCCGCCGCCGGUGCUGCUGCUGCUGCUGCUCCUGACCGUCGGCAGUGCCCGGGCCGCGCCACUUCCGCAAACAGGUGCCGGGGAAGCGCCUAUUACAGAAGUUCCCUCCCUGUUUGUGAUCCUAUCGGUAUGCAGUUUAAUGAUACUGAUAGUGUUAAUUGCAAACUGUGUUUCCUGCUGUAAGGACCCAGAAAUAGACUUUAAGGAAUUUGAAGAUAAUUUUGAUGAUGAGAUAGAUUUCACACCACCAGCAGAAGACACCCCCUCCAUCCAAUCCCCAGCAGAAGUCUUCACACUCUCAGUGCCAAAUAUUUCACUCCCAGCUCCAUCCCAGUUCCAGUCUUCUGUGGAAGGUGUGAAGUCUCAAGUUGCCCGACACAGUCUAAACUAUAUACAGGAAAUUGGAAGUGGCUGGUUUGGAAAGGUCCUCCUGGGAGAGACUUACACGGGUACCAGUGUAGCAAGAGUCAUAGUGAAGGAGUUAAAAGCAAGUGCAAGCCCGAAGGAACAAGAUACUUUCCUGAAAAAUGGAGAACCUUACUAUAUUCUUCAGCAUCCGAAUGUUCUUCAGUGUGUUGGGCAGUGUGUGGAAGCAAUUCCUUACCUUCUGGUAUUUGAGUUCUGCGACCUGGGCGACCUGAAGGCUUACCUGCGCAAUGAGCAAGAGCAUGUGCGGGGCGAUUCACAGACCAUGCUGCUGCAGAGGAUGGCGUGUGAGAUUGCCGCCGGGUUGGCAGCCAUGCACAAACUGCACUUCCUUCACAGUGAUCUGGCCCUACGGAAUUGUUUUCUCACCUCCGACUUAAAUGUCAAAGUGGGCGACUAUGGGAUCGGAUUCAGCAGAUACAAGGAGGAUUACAUUGAAACCGAUGACAAAAAAAUUUUCCCCCUGAGAUGGACUGCUCCAGAAUUAGUGACCAGCUUUCAAGACAGACUCUUGACUGCAGAUCAGACAAAAUACAGUAAUAUCUGGUCAUUGGGUGUGACCCUUUGGGAACUCUUCAGUAAUGCUGCUCAGCCUUAUGUAAACCUUUCCGACCUGGAUGUUCUCAAUCAAGUCAUUAGAGAGAGGGACAUGAAACUCCCAAAGCCCCAGCUGGAGCAGCCCUAUUCUGAUAGAUGGUAUGAAGUGUUACAGUUCUGCUGGCUGGCUCCUGACAGGAGGCCAGCUGCAGAAGAUGUGCACCGACUGCUCACUUACCUGCGGAUGCAGAGCCAGCGGGACUCAGAGGUGGACUUUGAACAGCAGUGGACCGCUCUCAAGCCAAACACCAGCAGCAGGGACACAUCAAGUAGUGCUGCAUUCCCCAUCCUUGACCACUUUGCCCGGGACCGGCUAGGUCGGGAGAUGGAGGAGGUCCUCACAGUGACUGAGACCAGCCAGGGACUGAGCUUUGAGUAUGUGUGGGAAGCUGCCAAGCAUGACCACUUUGAUGAGCGAGGCCAGGGCCACCCAGAUGAAGCCUUGUCUUACUCUAGCAUGUUCUUCCCCGUUGAAGUGUUUGAGAGUUCACUUUCAGAUCCUGGCCCUGGGAAACAAGAUGACAGUGGCCAAGAGGUACCCCCGAGGGCCCCUGGGGUGGUUCCUGUGUUUGACGCCCACAACCUCUCUGUUGGAAGUGACUAUUACAUCCAGUUGGAAGAGAAAAGCCGUAGUAAUUUAGGGCUGGAUUAUCCACCUGCUCUGCUCACAACUGAAGUGGAUAAUCCAGAAAGGGUUGGAGCUGAGGCACCCCAGCCUACAGCCCUCAAGAACCUCUUGUCUGAGGAGCCCAAUUCAGGUGACAGUUUCUUCCAGAGCAGUGCUCACCCCAAAGAACCCAGCUCUUCUGAGGGCUCACAUGCUGCCAGCAUCCCUGGGAGCCCUUUCAACAUAUUCAGUGACCUUGACAAAGCAGAUGACCUGUCCAGUCACCAGAAAAUAUUUGACCUAAUGGAACUAAAUGGAGUUCAAGCUGACUUUAAACCAGCCGCCUUGAGUUCAAGCCUGGAUGACCCCAAAGACACCUGCCACUCCAACAAAGAAAAGUCACAUAAGCUUUUCGACCAGAGCCCUGUGUGUUUAACAGAAAGUCUUUUGCACCAAGAUCACUUUGAUCCACUGAGUGUUCAAGAAUUGUCAGAAAACUUUUUAUUUCUUCAGGAGAAAAACCUACUGAAAGGCUCGCUGCCCAGCAAGGAGCCAGUGAAUGAUCUUCAAACAGAACUUAAGAAUGCAGGUUUUACCUCAGCACUGUUAGAUUCACCCCAGAGAGGCUCUCAGGGUUCUGAAGUUGCGUUUCCUGAGAAUACACUAGACCUUCCUCUGUCACAGGAAAACCUGAGUGGAGAGAAUGAAGGUACAGGGGUCACACUUCAGGGUAGUACACCACCACAGGCCUCCCCAGAAGUGCAGAUACCUCUGGCCUCACUCACAGAGGAAGCAUCUCCUAAUGUCCCCUUAGAUACAGUUCUGAGACCAGGAGAGACCAAAUCCUUUGUAGAUGUCAGAGUCCCUGAGGACUCCAUUUGCCUGGAUCUAAGUUCCAACCCCAUGACUGCCCCAAAUGAAAUUCCUUCUACUGAUGCCAAGACUCAUGAUGAGGACACUAGACCCCCUGACAUGACUUGCCAAAGCAAGGAGGCCUUGAACAUAACCAAAAGAGAUUCCAUCCUUGUGAAUGAUGGUCUUGCUGGUCAGGGUAGCAUGGGGACUAGUCUUCCAGAAUCUAGACAGGAUUUACAAAACCAGCCAUUUUCAGAAGACCUCCUUAGUGGCAGCAUACUGGAGAGAAGCUCGGUAGCCGUGGAGACAGCAAGUCAGCUUAAUUACAAGGCUGCCCCCAAAGAUGCUGCCUCUGCCCUUUCCUCGGACUCCACCAGCCAAGACAGCCUCUUAGAAGACAGUUUGUCAACACCCAUCCCCACCUCAGAGCAGUCUGUGGAGACACCAGACUCCCUGGAUUCAGUAGAUGUCCAUGAAGCAUUACUAGAGUCCCUUAGCUCUCAUACCCCUCAGAAACUCUUGCCCCCUGAUAAGCCCGCAGACAGUGGUUAUGAAACAGAGAACCUGGAGUCUCCUGAGUGGACCCUGCAUCCUGCACCUGAGGGUGCUACUGAUUCAGACACGAUUGCAGCAGGUGACAGUGGCCAAAACAGUUUGCCUCCCAACCCGGUCAUUGUCAUCUCAGAUGCAGGCGAUGGCCACAGGGGUGCUGAAGGUCCCUCUCAGGGCUUUACACUUGGCACCCAGAGUUCGUAUCGAGACUCUGCAUACUUUUCAGACAAUGACUCAGAGCCAGAUAAAAAGCCUGAGGAGGUCCCAGCAUCAUCUGCCUCUGCCUUGGCCUUGGUAAAAGACCAGUCCCCACCUGAGCCUGCUGUCCCAGAGGAAAACUCUGACAUCGGAGACAGCUGUAUGGAAGCCCCACAGAGCAAGCCAGAUCAAAACGAGGUGCCUGCUGUACAGAAUUCUUGUCACUCAGAGUUACAAGAAAUGUUGCAGCCCACACCAGCUGAUGAUUCCAGAGAGACAUUUCCUGUGGAUGAUGAGGCCAGCAGCGCCUUGAGUUUGUUGAAUUCAGAACUUAGCAGCUGUGAUGACUUGGAGACACAGGAAGAUCGCCCGUGCACCCUGGCCUCUACCGGCACCAACACCAAUGAACUCCUUGCAUACACAAGUUCCACACUGGAUAAAUCCGUGUCCAGUCCCUUCGAGGGCCCCAAACUUAAGGAGCCAGACAUUGAAGGGAAAUACCUGGGCAAACUCUGCGUGUCUGGGAUGCUGGACCUCUCGGAGGAUGGGAUGGAUGCUGAUGAGGAAGAUGAGAACAGUGAUGACUCAGACGAGGACCUGCGGGCCUUCAACUUACACAGCCUUAGUUCCGAGUCAGAAGACGACACAGAGCACCCCGUGCCCAUUAUUGUCAGUAAUGAUGAUGGCCUACACUUGCGGAGUUUGCUGAAACCCUCAGCCACUGAGGCUCCUGAGCAGCUGCCAGAUGACUGGAAGAAGGAAAAGAAGGCAGUGACAUUUUUUGAUGAUGUCACUGUUUACCUGUUUGACCAGGAAACUCCCACCAAAGAGCUGGGGCACUGCGGAGGAGAAGCACAUGGUCCUGGGCCCAGCAGCCCAGCAGCAUCCUCGGGCUCACCCUACCUGGGCAGGUGCAUGAAUUCGGAGAGCUCCACAGAUGAAGAAGGUGGAGGCUUUGAAUGGGAUGACGACUUCUCCCCAGAUCCUUUCAUGUCAAAAACAAGCCUUCUGGGCUCCAAGCCUUCUCUUCAAAGCUCCAAAUACUUUUCUCCCCCACCACCGACCAGGAGUGCAGAGCAGAGCUGGCCACAUGUGUCUCCCUGCUCCAGGUUCUCCAUCUCUCCUGCCAACAUUGCCAGCUUCUCUCUCACACACCUCACGGACUCGGACAUUGAACAAGGAGGCAGCAGUGAGGAUGGAGAGAAGGAUUAGGCGGCUGUGGACACUCUCCCUGCCCAAGCAGUGUUCCUGCACAUCCAUCUGAGCAACGACAUCGACUCCUUGGUGACUGGCACCAGACAGAGAAAGGCUCAGGAGUGACGGGGAGCCGGGCCACCGGGCCAGGAAGCCAGCACCCUCUGCAGCCCUCGCCGGCAUUCUCACGCACUAGAAGCGCUCUGUGCUAGGCAUCCUGUUAAGGUGGCCUCACUGCCACACAUCUUUGGCGCAUGAAUGUUGGGGGACCUGUGCACCCCAGGUCAUGGGUCUGCUUUCUGUGUGGGUGUCUUCCCCACCACACCUGUGCCUCUAGUUUGGGCACAGGUGCCACAAAGGGGUUUACCAGGGGAAUGGGCACAAGCCAGCCAUAUUUAUUGUUUGUAAGGAAAUCACUAAUUGCUCUCUGACUGCACUGUGGGUGAGUGUUUGAGCUCCCAAUAUUGUACAGCAUCAUAAAUUAUACAAGGAAAACAUGGCAGGCCAAGAUGGUGCUGUCCACUGGUUUGAUCUCUCCCCCCACCCCUGUCUUCUCCCAUGUUUGCCCUGCAUGGUACUGUAAAGCUUCGAUAUUUUGAGUGUUGUGUCUUGAGACCUGUGGGAACUGUACACAGGUACUCUUUUCCAGGCCAUGCUGACUUUGGUGUUUGUGUUCUAUGUUUCUAGAGAAAAUAUUUUUGAUGAGUUCAAACUGCUGCUUUGUUUUAUUGACUGCAUCAAGCAUGUUUCUGUAUAAGGUGGAUGCUCUCUGAGCAGCCCACCCUGCCUCUUGUGUUUUUAAAUCCUCUUGGUAGAAAUCCAAUAAGAGAUGCACCCAGAACUCAGGGCCCAGGGCCAUUUUCUGGUGUGGCAGGUGAGGCCCACACCACUUCCUCUCCACAGAGGCCAGUCUGCAAGAGAUGUCAUAUGUCUGAGGCCCUGAGGCCCUACAAAGAACUGUGGGUGCAAAGAGCAGUGUGUCCACUGCGGGUGCUGCUGAGAGCUGUUUCAAAUGUCUGGGAUUGGGGCUUCUCAUUCCAGGCCACAGCACCCAGGUGACAGGCAGCAUCCUGGACCUGCCUGUAACUGCAAAGAGGAGGACAGGGACCUCGGCAUGGCCUCCUGGCUGGCCUGGGAAACCCACGCAUGCUGCCCCUUCUGUAUCAAGCACCCAGCUCUCCUCAUAUUCUGAAAGGGAUCUCGAGUCUUCAGCAUAGCCUCAGUACAUCACCGAAAGAAUCUGGUGUCCCCAGCACAAGGCUGGACUUGCUCUGCUGCCAGGAGUCCUGCUUUAACAUAAGGAAGAGUCUGUGGCUAGUGCCAUGGCAAGGCCAUGUUGAGCAGGAACUGCACCUGUUGGGGUGGCUCUUCUUACAUGGGCUGCUCAUCCCAAAUACUUCUGGUGCUGACCCCACUAUACAGACUACAGUGAAACAUUGGGGUGAGUCUCCAGGCCCUGGCGGGACAUCGUGAUGUCAAUCAGAGGGACUUGGACCCUCCUCCUACAGAGUUCAAGUGUGGAUGUCAGCUUGAGUUUACGUAGCAAAUUAUGAUCUUUAUUAUCAACUCUGAUUCAAUCCAUGAAUUUUUAUACUAAGCAAUAUCGUUAUGAUCAGCAGAGGACAGUUGAGAGCAGAGAGUCUCGUUUCCCCAUAUUUGGUGCAGACCUAGUACGACUGGGAUCUGUAGAAAGCACUGGAUCUUGUGACGUGUAGAUUACAAACAGGGCAUUUGAAAGUAAUUUUGCCAAAAUUGUCAUAACUGAAUUUUUUGCUAUGUGGACUUUCUGAUUUUUUUUUAAUUCUUACCUCUAUCUACCAGUCUUAGUUGAGAAAGAGAGAAGCAAUUAUAAUAAGAUUUUUUUCAAAUUAUAGAUGUAAUAAGUUCAGAUUCACUGAUUGCAAUCAUGUGGAUCUAUAGACUAUAUAUAGCCUUCUUACGAAGUCAACCUGGGAUAGAUUUAUUGAUGUCUGAGGGCUGGCCAUCUUCCACCAUGUUGAAAGGAUUUUAAUAAUACAGUUCCCAUUUAUAUUUAUAUCUAUAUCGCUCUCAUCGUUAAUUGCCAAAACAGCAACAUUUUAUAUAUUCAGUUGGGAGUUGGGGUGGGGGUGGGGAUGGGGUUGGUCUUUCUGUGGCAUCGCAUGGAAGGGAAGGCUUUUUAUAAAACACUUGUCAACACACCCUCCCAGAGUCUCAAGCAAUAUACAGAAAUCUCCAUAGAUUAAACUUCUGCCAUUUUUGAAAUGUGAGCAUGUGCUUUGCCAUCUGAUAUGGGUUUUGUUUUUGGUUUUGUUUUGUUUUGUUUUUGUGUUUGACUUUCUCAAGACAGGGUUUCUCUGUGUAGCCCUGGCUGCCCUAAAACUCACUCUGUAGACCAGGCUGGUCUCUAACUCACAGAGAUCCGCCUGCCUCUGCCUCCCGAGUGCUGCCACCACACCCAGCUGGUUUUGUUGUUUUUAAUGAUAAUUUGGUUGCUGUUGGUGGGCUUUCCAAACUUGCCCUGUAGUUGGCAUGGGGUGGGCUCAGUAAUUCUUUUCCUGCCCUCCCUUGAGUGCCCAUCCUCACCUACCAAACUGGAACCUAAUAAAAAUAAUGAGCCCUCCAUGUCCCUCUUUGAUAACCUCCAUUUGUUAUACGUUUACCAGUCGUAAGUCAGAAAGGAAAAAGUAGUUUCCUUCCUGUGAGACCCGACUCUGUCUGGGCCAGAAGUCAGUCAUCGAAAGACUGAAGUUGUGAACAGCCUCCCUUCUAUCUCCAAAUGUACAGGUUUUUAGAAAGAUGGGUUUAUCCAAGGAAGUCUGUCACCCUGCUGUGAAAUACCCUUUGAACCCCCUCCCCCAUAUUUCUCAUAGGGUAUCUGUAGAAUUAGUGACAUAUUGCACGUUUGUCCCCAAGGCUGGGGAAGAAAGCAGGCAGCUCCUCACCUCCCCCUCAGCCCAUCACCUGGAAACUCAGGUGCAACCAAGUGUCAGGUUCUGUGUGCCACGCUUCAGAGCACCCACCUCGAGGGAAGUCACCUUCCCGUAAGAAUGGGUAGACACAGUCACUUCCAACAUACAUCCCACUAUCCCCUAAGUAGCAGACAGGGUGGUGCAAUCUUGGCUGUUAGGAAACUCCGUUUAACUUAUAAAUAAGUUUGUAAGAAGCGCUGACAGUAUUGUGUCACCCACAACCAUCCCAGUGGUUGAACAUGUGGUGUUUGGUUGCUAAAGCCUACACAGCGAGCCUGGGUCUUGAUGACCAGACUUGUGCAUGUAUCCACGGUUUCAUUGCGUCCACAACCAGAGACCUGGGUGGGGCAGUCACACCCACCAGGCCUGCCAUCUAUUGGGUUGUACUUAACACAGUCAGAAGGGGUUCAUGGCAAUAUAACAGUUAACGAACUUGGAGUUUAAAUUGUGUACAUUUUUAAAUUGUAAGAUUUUUACUGUAUAUUGAAGCUUAGUGUGAUUCAAUAAAUUGCUUGUAAUUUAAAACUAUUUAAUAUUCAAAAUAAAUAUAGUUAUAUAUUUAUAAA
Molecule: messenger RNA, 8271 nt
Organism: Mesocricetus auratus (golden hamster)
Lineage: Eukaryota; Metazoa; Chordata; Mammalia; Rodentia; Cricetidae
Gene: Lmtk2
Product: lemur tyrosine kinase 2
Exons: 14
Coding region: 303-4772 (1489 amino acids)
Biological process (GO): protein phosphorylation
Molecular function (GO): protein kinase activity; ATP binding
Source: RefSeq, a predicted model, not a curated record